Molecule: messenger RNA, 2624 nt
Organism: Zootoca vivipara (common lizard)
Lineage: Eukaryota; Metazoa; Chordata; Lepidosauria; Squamata; Lacertidae
Gene: ABCB7
Product: ATP binding cassette subfamily B member 7
Biological process (GO): transmembrane transport; intracellular iron ion homeostasis
Cellular component (GO): mitochondrial inner membrane
Molecular function (GO): ATP hydrolysis activity; ATP binding; ABC-type transporter activity
Source: RefSeq, a predicted model, not a curated record
UUCACCUCUCUGCGCUCGCCAACAUGGCGGCGCUGAGGGCUCUGUCGGCGGCGGCGCUGGGCGUCACGCCCGGUGCGGCUGCUUCUCCGCGGUAUAGACUACUGCUGGCUUCGCUGCCGUGGCGGCCGGCGGCGGGAACUCACUCGUGGAAGUGGGGGCGUCCGCCCCCGGGGAUAUCGCAGAAUCAUCAAGGGUGGUCUCAGACUGAUAAAAGAACAUGCUGGCAUGGACAUGCAGGUGCAGGACUCCAUUCAGAUCCAAAGGAAGGGAUGAAAGAAUUACAAGGUGGAAAAAUAAUCAAAGCAAUGCUUUCCUACGUAUGGCCCAAAGAUAGGCCUGACCUACGUGCCAGAGUUGCCAUAUCACUAGGAUUUUUAGCAGGUGCAAAGGCCAUGAAUAUAGUCGUUCCCUUCAUGUUUAAAUAUGCAGUAGACAACCUCAACCAGAUGUCUGGAAAUGUUCUGAACCUGAAUGAUGCACCAAAUACUGUGGCAACCAUGGCAACAGCUGUUCUGAUUGGAUAUGGCAUCUCACGAGCUGGGUCUGCUUUAUUUAAUGAGGCUAGAAAUGCUGUAUUUGGAAAAGUAGCCCAAAACUCCAUCCGAAGGAUAGCAAAGAAUGUAUUCCUCCACCUGCACAACCUGGACUUGAGUUUCCACCUGAGCCGGCAGACUGGAGCAUUAUCGAAAGCCAUUGACAGAGGAACAAGAGGCAUCAGCUUUGUGCUCAGUGCCAUAGUAUUCAAUUUGGGUCCCACCUUGUUCGAGGUGGCACUCGUUAGUGGAAUUUUGUAUUAUAAAUGUGGCGCAGAGUUUGCACUAGUAACCUUGGGGACAUUAGGAGCAUACGCAGUAUUCACAAUAGGAGUUACACAAUGGAGAACUAAAUUUAGGAUAGAAAUGAAUAAAGCAGAUAAUGAUGCAGGUAACGCUGCAAUUGACUCGCUGCUGAAUUAUGAAACUGUGAAGUAUUUCAAUAAUGAAAAGUAUGAAGCUCAGCGAUAUGAUGGGUAUUUGAAGACCUAUGAAAAUGCCUCACUGAAGACUACCACUACCUUAGCUCUACUGAACUUUGGACAAAGUGCUAUAUUCAGCAUUGGGCUAACAGCCAUCAUGGUACUGGCUAGCAAAGGAAUUGUUGCAGGUAACUUAACAGUUGGAGAUCUGGUCAUGGUGAAUGGACUGUUGUUCCAACUUUCUUUGCCCCUUAACUUUCUGGGAACGGUGUACAGAGAGACGAGGCAAGCGCUAAUAGACAUGAAUGUCUUGUUCACACUGCUUAACGUAGACUCAAAAAUUAAAGAUAAAGAGCUGGCUCCACCCCUGCAGAUCACACCACAGACUGCUACCAUCGCCUUUGAUAACGUGCACUUUGAGUACCUUGAGGGGCAGAAAGUCCUCAGUGGCGUGUCUUUUGAAGUCCCUGCAGGAAGAAAAGUGGCCAUUGUAGGAGGCAGUGGGUCAGGGAAGAGCACAAUAGUAAGAUUAUUGUUUCGCUUCUUUGAACCUCAGAAGGGGGAGAUUUACAUUUCUGGCCAGAACAUACGAAACAUCAGUUUGGACAGCCUGAGAAAAUCCAUAGGAGUUGUACCUCAGGAUUCUGUUCUCUUCCAUAACACCAUAUUCUACAACCUCUUGUAUGGCAACAUGAAUGCCUCUGCAGAAGAAGUCUAUGCCGUUGCAAAGCUGGCAGGAAUCCAUAAUGCUAUUCUCAGAAUGCCCAAUGGGUACAGCACACAAGUGGGAGAGCGAGGUCUGAAGCUGUCAGGUGGAGAAAAGCAGAGAAUUGCUAUAGCCAGAGCAAUCUUGAAGAAUCCUCCCAUUAUCCUCUAUGAUGAAGCUACUUCAUCUUUAGAUUCAAUUACAGAAGAGAACAUCUUGAAUGCCAUGAGGGAUGUGGUGAAACACAGAACAUCCAUUUUUAUUGCACACAGAUUGUCAACAGUGGUUGAUGCAGAUGAAAUCAUUGUCCUGGAUCAGGGUAAAGUUGCAGAGCGUGGCAGGCAUAUAGAUCUCCUUACCAGUCCCAGCAGCCUCUACUAUGAAAUGUGGCACACGCAGAGCAGCAGGAUGCUGAACAGAAAUACUAACGAAAGGUGGGAGGAGAGAACCAAUCACCUGUCCAAAGACGAGGAAAGGAAGAAGCUGCAAGAAGAGAUCAUCAACAGCGUGAAAGGCUGUGGGAAUUGUUCUUGCUGAGUGUGAGCUCAAUUCAUGUCCCCUUCUUCAUCCCAACCCUGGUUUAAGGGUGGCACAAAUUCACACUGAAGCUGUUUUCUGCAUUCAACAGAAGAAACAGUUCAGAGAUUCUGUUGUCCAUGUUAAAAAAAUAAAGAAAAGGCUUUUCCCCGUGGAACACAAGUUCUUUAACCAAAGGAUGGUUUUACAUCUGCCUCCCCUUACCUCAGAUAUUAAUGAAGUCAUAGGAAUCAAGUCAAAACUGCCUCAGAACAUCUGAUUGAUAACAUGUUUUUGGUGAAAGACAUGUAUACACUUUUUCAGCAAUUGUUUGUAAAGUGGUGUAAAUCCCUUUGCUCUGGCCAGAAUAUAAUAAUAUGACCUGCCUUGUGAUAUGUUUGUGUUAUAUUACUCUUCCCCACUGAUGGUGGAUUAGAAAUGUUUUUU